GAAUGUUCAUUAUGGGAACACAGAGAUCAUAUUUGCCGACCGGUUUCAUCUUCUGUCGUGUCUGAACGCGCUCGUUCACAUUUAAUAGAAUCAAUAGAUGUGGGUAGAUUAGGGACAAAAAUGAUCAAAGGAAGAAUUGAUGAUGCUGUAGCAGUUGCUAAAAGUACUGAAAGACAAGCUGCAGAAACAUGUACUAGAAUACGGAGAUUCUUCAAGCAACUAAUCCAAUCUACUGAAGAAAGAGAGCGUGAAUUACUAGAACGCGUAGAGCGGUUGAAAAAACGCCGCAUGGAUGACUUGGCUGCUCAAAUGGAAUGGUUACGAGGUGCUUUGGCUGGUGUGGCAAUGGCUGUUGAUGACAUGACGAAGGCUGUUGAACAGAACCAACAACGUGAUGUACUUGAUAUCAUGCUGGUGCAUAGUAGAGCUCGGGAAGCUAUCGAUGAACAUAUGGCAACGUAUCAUAAAAUUGAACCCAAAGAAGAAUCACUUGUAUUUGUUACCCCUAACUUUGAAGUGCUGCAGGAUAUCAGACAUUUAGGUGGCGCCAUGGGACCCAUGAGAGGCCCAGAAGACGAAGCUCUUAGGGGCAAUUUACCUUGUGCUGAUAGACCAGAAUGUGAGCCUCCACCACCUAUAGCACCGAGCAUAAAACUCGAACCCCAAGCCACUGGCGCUUCAUCCUGCACAGGCUGCGGUCGUCUGAUCCUGGACCGAUUCCUGCUCCGAGUGGCAGACGCAUCCUGGCACGAACAUUGUUUAAGAUGUUGUGCCUGCGGCGACACGUUAUCCAGGUCCUGCUUCGCUCGCGAUUUACGCCUUUACUGCAGGGCGGAUUACGAACGAGCAUUUGCAGCCAAAUGUUCCCGCUGCUGCGAACGAUUGCUCCCGAGGGAUUUGGUGAUGAGAGCUCAACAGCAUGUUUAUCAUGUGGCUUGUUUUUCUUGCGCCGUUUGUGAAAGACCUCUGCAGAAAGGAGAACAGUUUGUUAUAAGAGCUGGAAGACUGUUCUGCAGGCGAGACUUUGAAAAGGAGAUGUUUUUUCUAGGGGUGGAUGAUGAUAUGAUUGUAGAUGAUUCAUCAAGACCAAGAGAUGGAAGAAGAGGCCCCAAAAGGCCUCGAACGAUACUGACAUCAGCCCAAAGAAGACAAUUCAAAGCAUCAUUCGAACUUAGUCCUAAACCCUGCAGAAAAGUCAGAGAAGCUUUGGCAAAGGAAACUGGACUGAGCGUGCGGGUUGUUCAGGUGUGGUUCCAAAAUCAACGCGCAAAAAUGAAGAAACUUCAACGUAAAGCAAAACAAGACGGCGGUUCAGGAGGCGACAAGCGGAAAGAUUCUGGAUCAGGAAAUGCAGAUGAUGGCACUGAUGGAGAAGCUGCAGUCAAGCAAGAAUCUUUGUGUAUGGAUGGCUCUUUUUCAGCCUCAAGUAGACCUUUGAAUCCGAACAUGCCUUAUUCGCCAGAUGAUUACCCUGCCCAUUCUGGUGAUAGUUACUGUAGUUCCGAGUUAUCUUUGGAUGGAAGUACAUUCGAUGCCCUGGACGAUGGAACAUCAGAUGGAAUACCAUCAUUGCACCAGGAUGUAGUUGGCCCAGGCAACCAAGAACCGUCAUCUAUGUCACAUACAGGCUUACUGGUAAAUCCUAUUGAUAAAUUGUACCUAAUGCAAAAUUCAUACUUUAGUGGAGAACAAUAG
Ctenocephalides felis (cat flea) is the source of this 1695-nucleotide messenger RNA. RefSeq names its product LIM homeobox transcription factor 1-beta-like. NCBI's taxonomy places the organism in Eukaryota, Metazoa, Arthropoda, Insecta, Siphonaptera, Pulicidae. The record is from RefSeq and is a predicted model, not a curated record. Gene Ontology annotation, molecular function: RNA polymerase II transcription regulatory region sequence-specific DNA binding; DNA-binding transcription factor activity, RNA polymerase II-specific. Bases 121 to 1695 code for a protein of 524 amino acids. Gene Ontology annotation, biological process: neuron differentiation; regulation of transcription by RNA polymerase II. The transcript is spliced from 8 exons. Gene Ontology annotation, cellular component: nucleus.